AUGGCCGCAAAGGGGGUUUAGGCAGAGAGGGUGAUCACUUACUGUCACUAGGACUACAGUUUGUAGACUCUCAGGGAGAGAGACUACAAACUGUAGUUAAAAAAAUCAGAGGUGGAGGUCAGGGGGUUAGAGCCAGAAGAAAACCUCUCUGGAGCCCACCCUGCAUCUCUACAUCUUGGAAGAGUCUGCAGUUCAGGCACCCCACAGAACCCCCAUAGCAAUCAUCUGUACUCCCACCCCCACCCCGGCCUCUGGGAGGCUCUCAGGCAACAGCAGGGGCCUGUGGGGUGGGGUGGGAUUGAGAAACAAGCUGCAGAGCCAUCUUUGUGACCCAGGAGCACCACUGGUCCCUCAUCUGCCACCGAGGCCAAGGAAGACCCAGAGACCUGCCUCACCAGCCCUGCCAUCGUGCUGAAAGACAGCCAUGAAUGGUGAUUCUCUGCUGCCGUAUUAUACGGCCCAGAGUGGCUCCAGCAUGAGCAUGUUCAACACCACCAUGGGGAGACUGCAGCGACAACUGUACAAGGGGGAGUAUGAUAUAUUCAAAUAUGCACCGAUAUUUGAGAGCGACUUUAUCCAGAUCACCAAAAGGGGAGAAGUGAUUGAUGUGCACAACCGUGUCCGUAUGGUGACCAUGGGCAUUGCACGAACCAGCCCCAUCCUCCCACUCCCAGAUGUCAUGCUGCUGGCACGACCAGCCACCGGCUACGAAGAGUAUGCUGGACACGGCCAGGCCACCAAGAGAAAAAAACGCAAGGCAGCCAAGAACUUAGAGCUCACCAGGCUCCUCCCCCUGAAGUUUGUACGGAUCUCUGUUCACAACCAUGAGAAACAACAGCUGCGCCUGAAGUUUGCCACUGGCAGAUCUUGCUAUCUGCAGUUGUGUCCUGCUCUCAAUACACGGGAUGACCUCUUUGCUUAUUGGGAAAAACUAAUUUACCUCUUGCGGCCACCUAUGGAGAGUAACAGCAGUACCUGUGGCAUUCCAGCUGAAGACAUGAUGUGGAUGCCUGUGUUUCAGGAAGACAGGAGGAGCCUAGAAGCCGUGGAUCUUCAAGGAAAGGGGGAUCAGGACCAGGUCAGCAUCCGGAGCCUCCACAUGGUCUCUGAGGUAUGUGGGGCCACCUCUGCUGCUUAUGCUGGAGGGGAGGGACUCCAACAUGACUUUCACAAACCCACUAAUGUGCUCAAUGUAUCCAUCCCCAAAACAUCUACGGAGCUUGCUGAGGAGCCAGCAACAGGGGUGACUAAAGAGGCAGCAGCAGCAGGGGCAGCUGCAGGGGCAGCAACAGGCACCGUAGCAGGUGCCUUGAGUGUGGCAGCAGCCAAUUCUGCCCCUGGACAAGUGAGCGUAGCCAUAGCUGGGGUGGCCACCAUAGGUGCAGGAGGAAGCAAAAGCAACAUGGCCAUUGCAGGCACUGCCAGCAUGGCUCCAAACAGCACAAAGGUGGCCGUGGCAGGGGCUGCAGGCAAGUCCUCAGAGCAUGUUUCCAGCACGUCCAUGAGCCUUUCCCGAGAGGGCAGCAUGAGCCUGGCCAUUGCAGGAGUAGAACUGACCAGCAGGACUGCUGCAGAAACAGACAUGGAUGCAGCAGCGGGACUUCCUGUCUCCACCCGGCAGAGCAAGAGCAGCCUGAGUGGACAGCAUGGAAGGGAGCGAACCCAGGCCAGUGCUGAAGCUUGCAAGGAGGGGAGGGAAAGAAGGGAAAAGGACAAGGCUCUUGGAAGGAGUUCCCGUCGCCGCAGGACAGGUGAAAGCCGCCACAAAACAAGGGGGGACAAGAUUGCCCGAAAGUCUUCCAGCAGGUCCUCAUUCAGCCACAGAGCCAGUAGAGAUGACAAAAAGGAGAAAGGCUGUAGCAGCCCAGGGAGCAGCAGGCACGGGGAAUCGCAUAAAGGUGUCAGCCACACGCCCAUCUCAAAGGAGUCCAGGACCUCUCACAAAUCUGGGAGGAGUUUAUCGACCACCAGCUCCGGAUCCAGCAAGAGACUUGGCAGGAUCAGCUCUUUCCUGAGGAACGUCAGAGCCAACCUUACUACAAAAGCAGUGGGCACACCACAUGGCAGAGAUGUGGACAUCAUGGCUAAGACGGUGGAGAGGAGCACCAACGUGGCCAAUGCCGAGACAGCAGAAGGUGGCCAGGGGCUGGAGAUGGUUGGUUCUAUGACACCGGACAUCAUGGAGACAAUGACUUUUGAAACCCAUUAAAUAAGACCCAGAGAUGGAAGCUGUAAAGGAGCCCAGAGCUCAUAGAAGUGUCCCUGGAGAGCCUAUUCCAGCAUUCUUUACUGCCAUUUAAAUAAAGAACCAUACAUCUGA
Messenger RNA from Macaca mulatta (Rhesus monkey), 2320 nucleotides. RefSeq names its product golgi associated RAB2 interactor family member 4 (gene GARIN4). The record is from RefSeq and is a predicted model, not a curated record. NCBI's taxonomy places the organism in Eukaryota, Metazoa, Chordata, Mammalia, Primates, Cercopithecidae. Gene Ontology annotation, cellular component: nucleus.